Boleophthalmus pectinirostris (great blue-spotted mudskipper) is the source of this 626-nucleotide messenger RNA. It is a transcript of the gene mrpl14, whose product is annotated as mitochondrial ribosomal protein L14. Gene Ontology annotation, biological process: translation. The transcript has 3 exons. The record is from RefSeq and is a predicted model, not a curated record. Gene Ontology annotation, molecular function: structural constituent of ribosome. Lineage: Eukaryota; Metazoa; Chordata; Actinopteri; Gobiiformes; Gobiidae. Bases 137 to 583 code for a protein of 148 amino acids. Gene Ontology annotation, cellular component: ribosome; mitochondrion.
UCAAUAAGAUAAAUAAAACAUAUUUGCGUCUGUACGUGUUUUAGCUGAAGAUGGCUGUGAUUGGCUGGCGGAGCAUGUCGCCGAAUGAUGACGACACAGUAUUUGACAUUGCUCAUGCGGAGCGUUUAUAAAGGCCAUGGCCUUCUUUCAUGCAUCAAGAUCCCUCGUGGGGUUACUGAUUGAGACGUCUACAAAGAUUCAACAGAGAACAUUUCGAGUAUCAUCAGCUGCUGCUGCUAUUCAGAAAAUGACAAGAGUUCGGGUUGUGGAUAACAGCUCUUUGGGAAAUACUCCUUAUCACAAAGCGCCAAGAGUGAUUCACGUCUACACAAAGAAUGGCAUCGGAAAAGUUGGAGAUAAAGUUUUACUUGCCAUCAAAGGACAGAAAAAGAAGGCUAUAAUUGUUGGACAUAAAAUGCCAGGGGAUCGCAUGACCCCACGAUUUGAUUCAAACAAUGUGGUGUUAAUUGAAGACAAUGGAAAUCCUACUGGAACAAGAAUCAGAGUCCCCAUUCCUUCACAGCUGCGCAGUAUGGAAGGUGACUUCUCUAAAGUAUUGGCGAUUGCAGGCACAUUUGUAUGACAGUGAUUAAAGCAUUUAUUAAAACAUUAUAUAGAAGGCUGAA